AUGCUGACUGCUUUGACCAAUGACCCGAGCAGCCAUGUGAAGGACACAACCGCAUGGACUCUCGGGAGGAUCUUCGAAUUCCUUCAUGGGUCGACCUCCGAGAACCCAGUCAUCACACCUGCCAACCUCCAGAAUAUCAUCACCGUCCUCCUCCAGAGCAUGAGGAAUGCUGCCCCAAACGUGGCCGAGAAGGCCUGCGGGGCCCUCUAUUUCCUGGCCCAGGGCUACGAGGAUGUGGUCCCACCCUCGCCACUGACUCCUUACUUCCAGGAGAUCAUCGGGUCCCUUCUUGACGCCACUCGCAGGGAGGAUGCUGGUGAGUCUCGGCUUCGGACUGCCGCCUAUGAAACGCUGAAUGAGGUCGUGAGGUCCUCCUCUGGGGACGAGACGGCCCGCCUGGUGCUGGAGCUCGUCCAAGUCAUCAUGGCCGAGCUUCACAAUACGUUUCAGUCGCAAACACUCUCUUCCGAUGAGAGGGAGAAGCAGAACGAGCUGCAGGGCCAGCUGUGCGGGUGCCUCCAGGUCAUCAUCCAGAAACUUGGGGCAUCCGAAUCGACCAAACACUCCCUGGUGCAGUAUGCAGACCAGAUUAUGAGUCUCUUCCUGCAGGUAUUUGCAUGCAGGAGUGCCACUGUACACGAGGAGGCCAUGCUUGCCAUUGGCGCUUUCGCCUACUUGAUGGGCCCUGCCUUUGAGAAGUAUGUGCCGGAUCUCUACAAGUAUCUGGAGAUGGGCCUGCAGAAUUUUGAGGAGUACGAGGUGUGUGCGGUCACUGUGGGCAUUGUGGGGGAUGUUUGCAGGGCAUUGGAGGACAAGAUCCUUCCUUACUGUGACGGGAUCAUGACCCUGCUUUUGAAGGAUCUGUCGAGCAAUGAGCUGCAUAGGUCCGUGAAGCCUCCCAUCUUCUCAUGCUUUGGGGAUAUAGCGCUCGCGAUAGGGGAGAAUUUCGAGAAGUAUCUGAUGUAUGCAAUGCCCAUGCUCCAGAGUGCAGCUGAAUUGUCUGCCCACACGUCAGGCAGCGAUGAUGAGAUGAUCGAGUAUACGAAUCUCCUCAGGAAUGGGAUUCUGGAGGCGUAUUCGGGUAUAUUUCAGGGUUUCAAGAACUCGCCGAAAUCCCAGCUCCUGAUGACGUAUGCGCCUCACAUUCUGCAGUUCUUGGACAGCAUGUACAGUGCGAAAGAUAUGGAUGAUGUAGUAAUGAAAACUGCUAUCGGUGUGCUUGGAGAUCUAGCAGAUACUCUGGGAAGCAAUGCUACUUCUCUUAUGCAGCAAUCUCAGUCGAGCAAAGACUUUUUGAACGAGUGCCUGAGUUCUGAAGAUCAUUUAAUUAAAGAAUCUGCCGAGUGGGCAAGGGUGGCUAUCGCUCGUGCCAUAUCUGUCUAA
This is a messenger RNA of Striga hermonthica, 1383 nucleotides long. NCBI's taxonomy places the organism in Eukaryota, Viridiplantae, Streptophyta, Magnoliopsida, Lamiales, Orobanchaceae. The record is from the annotation of a GenBank genome assembly.